CUUACGUCACUGCUGAAAGAUAAACAAAUAGACUUCUAUCAAAGGAUGAAACAGUCUCAUAUCGAAUGCAUCUUACAUAGACUAGUAGAACUUGCAUACUGCAUAUCUGCCAAGACAUUCCCUUUGCUCUCACUACUUCUCAUACUGAUAGCUUUACUGUUAUAGCUUCGCAAAUCACUCUUCUUAGGUUGCAACACCAAGAUACACAUUCAUCAAUAUGCAAGUAGCCGAAAUACUAUCCGACUUGACCUCAUUACGAGUCUGCGACUACAAUGACGCCCUCGCACUCGUCACUGUUCACGAAAGGAUACCCGCUGAGCUCUCUCCAGCGGAUAGCGGCCUUGCUGUCCCAAGCCAGCAAAGCGAAAAAGCAAAUGACGAUCUCCAGCGCGCAAAGGAGCUCGUCGACUUACACUACGAGAUUAAAGCGCGGCAUGCCGAUGGAACCGUUGAUGAGGAGCUGGCGCGUGCGAGAGAGGAUGUGAAUCGUGUUCUGAUGGAGCUUGGGCAUUGAUAGUACUAGGAAGGAUAUUGGUGUCAUUGUUCCCUUGGGUGGUUAUGAAGUACUCAUGUAUGAUAUGAUGUUUAUUUUAUGUAUUCAAUAGUGGGUUGAAA
Molecule: messenger RNA, 615 nt
Organism: Aspergillus pseudonomiae
Lineage: Eukaryota; Fungi; Ascomycota; Eurotiomycetes; Eurotiales; Aspergillaceae
Exons: 2
Coding region: 218-514 (98 amino acids)
Source: RefSeq, a predicted model, not a curated record